Messenger RNA from Penicillium manginii, 1422 nucleotides. RefSeq names its product FAD-binding oxidoreductase. The coding region runs from base 1 to 1422 and encodes 473 amino acids. The record is from RefSeq and is a predicted model, not a curated record. The transcript is spliced from 3 exons. Lineage: Eukaryota; Fungi; Ascomycota; Eurotiomycetes; Eurotiales; Aspergillaceae. Gene Ontology annotation, molecular function: FAD binding; oxidoreductase activity.
AUGACGACCAUCAGCACCUUUGCCAUCGACACUCUGCGUAGUCGUUUGACGACAGCGAUCAUUUAUACGCCUGGGACGGAUGGGUAUGAGGAAAGUCUGGUCCGGUGGUCGGAUACUGGGAGGAAACGCGCUGGAGUUGUGGUUCAACCAAUUGACCCGAUAGAUAUUCAAGCCGCUCUGCUCUGGGCACGGGAAGAAGACAUCGAUAUCGCCGUCAAGGGCGGUGGUCACUCAACAGCUGGCACCAGCUCCAGUGACGGCGGGCUGGUUAUUGACCUAUCACGAAUGAACAAGGUAACUGUGGAUUGCACGAACAACACUAUCACAGCGCAGGGUGGUGCGACGUGGAAGGAAGUUGACAAUGGGGGCGCUCUUCAUAACCUGGUCACCGUCGGAGGCACUGUCAAUCAUACCGGCGUUGGGGGUCUCACUCUGGGUGCAGGGUAUGGCUGGCUAUCGGGUCAGCUUGGCUUGACGAUUGACAAUCUGUUGUCUGUGUCGGUUGUCCUUGCGGAUGGGAGUCUCGUCAAGGCUUCUGCGACCGAACAUCCGGAGUUGUUCUGGGGUCUGCGAGGUGCGGGCUACAACUUUGGCGUGGCUGUGGAAUUUACUUACCAAGCUUAUGAGAGAGCUAAUCCUGUCUAUGCGGGCCUCAUGGCUUUCCCUCCUCAUCAACUAGAGAAAGUGAUUCAGCUAUUGAAUGGCCUUCUGGCAGAGCCAGACUCUCGCGCCGGUGCCAUGUGUUUCUUUGCCCAGGCACCCGAUGGUUCUGGACCGAUGGUAAUUGUCAUUUGCUUCUACGAUGGUACGAAGGAGGAGGGUCAAGCGCAAUUCGCUGGAUUUCUCGCCUUGGAGCCUGUUCUCAAUACUGUUGACAUGAUUCCAUACGCCACAGUCAACACCUUGCAAAACCCCUCCGCCACCUAUGGGGACCGCAAAGCAUUCAAGGGGAUAUUCUUCGAGCCACCACUGGAUCCAAAAUUUGUGCGGUCUAUUUUUGACGACUUCAUGGCUAAGUUGAAAAGCGAGCCCGACUUGAAGGCCUCUGCUAUCAUUCUGGAAUUCAUUGACAUGCGCAAGAUUUGCGAAGUCCCGCUGUCUGCUACUGCCUUCGCCAGUCGAAACUCAACCCAGAAUGGAUUACUUGCUCUUCGAUGGACGGAUGCCAGCAAAGAUUUGGAGCACAGGGCGUGGGCGCGCGAGGCCCAGGCUAAGUGGAAGGCGGAGCUAGAUGCGCAAGCCAAGGGGCACGAGGCCGGUGAAUAUGUGCCUCAAUACAUCAACUAUGCCGAGCCGGGUGACUCUGUCGUACCGAAUAUCUACGGUGAGAAUCUUGCACGCUUACAGAGGGUCAAAUCCCAGUACGAUCCGACAAAUGUUUUCAACAAAAUGCAUCCCAUUUCGGUAGCCCCUUCCAAUUAG